This is a messenger RNA of Penicillium concentricum, 2041 nucleotides long. RefSeq names its product putative C2H2 finger and ankyrin domain protein. The coding region runs from base 104 to 2041 and encodes 645 amino acids. NCBI's taxonomy places the organism in Eukaryota, Fungi, Ascomycota, Eurotiomycetes, Eurotiales, Aspergillaceae. Gene Ontology annotation, molecular function: protein binding. The transcript has 2 exons. The record is from RefSeq and is a predicted model, not a curated record.
AGUCCACAUAGUGCCCGCAUUACUCUUAGGCGGUAAGAGCCCAUUUAUCAGCGUCAUUGGAGGGGCAGCACGAUCGCAAUACACAUUCUUCGCCCAGCCCAUCAUGGUCGACACGACUCAAAUGGAGGAGCUCUUGAAAAGGCCUCUCUAUGUGUACGAUCUGCCGCCGGAACUUCUUGCAAGCUUAACGGCCAAGACCACAAGUCAACCUGUCGCUGAAGAAGAACCCGGACCCUCUCCGAUAGAACUUGAACUAGCAGCGCAGGACUCUGCGAUCGCAACCUCCACACUAUGCUCCCUCUGCAGGGUCUCUUACAACAGCGUACAGGAACAGCGUAGCCAUGUUCGCUCGGACCAUCACCGGUAUAACAUCAAAGCCCAGCUACGCGGGAAUGCGCCUCUGGAGGAAGUCGAAUUUGCGAAGGCGAUCGGAGAACUAGACGAGUCUAUAUCUGGUUCUGAGUCAGAGGAGUCAGAGGAGGAAGAGGCAGAAGGGACCGCGGGCACAACGCUGUCCGCUCUGCUGAAAAAGCAGGCCAAGCUGUCCCACCCGAAUGAGGACCCGGAUAUGACCGAGACACCAAUCACUCCGAAGCACCCCAUAUUCUGGCUAUCUAGCUCGGGAUUGCCAUCAAACAAGUCCCUAGGCGUCUACAGGGCCAUUUUCUCAAAUGCCGAGCAGGAAGAUCCCGCUCACCUGGUUGAUACUCUGCGACGAAAGCAGCUUGCGCCAAUCAAAGCGCGCACCAACAAGGCAAGCAACGUGCCGGACCCCGCUGCUUCUGGCCCGCACAUUUUCAUGUGCAUGAUCGGCGGUGGCCACUUCGCAGCUAUGUUGGUUUCUCUAGCACCGGAGAUUCACCGAAAGCAAGGUGGAGUGGAAGACAGGCAGGCUCGGGUCAUUGCGCACAAAACGUUCCACCGAUACACGACGCGUCGAAAGCAGGGUGGCUCGCAGUCUGCUAGUGAUGCGUCACGCGGUGCUGCGCAUUCGGCUGGUUCAAGUCUGCGCCGGUACAACGAGGCUGCACUUGAGAAGGAUAUUAGAGAGGUGUUGUCAGAUUGGCGAGAGAUGAUCGAUACAGCCGAGCUGUUGUUCGUCCGAGCAACGGGAAAGACAAAUCGAAAGACUCUUUUCGGUCAAUAUGACGGGCAGGUCCUCAGGCAGAACGACCCCCGAAUUCGAGGGUUCCCCUUCAAUACUCGCCGCGCAACUCAAGGAGAGCUCAUGCGGUCCUUCAAGGAGUUGACCCGAUUGAAGGUCAGUGAGGUGGACCAAGCUGCACUGGCUGCGGCUGAAGCCAAGCGGCGAGAGGAGGAAUCAAAACCAUCUACGCCUGUUCAAAAACCGCAACCACAGAAGCCGAAGCUCUCGAAAGAAGAGGAAGCUGCCUUGUUGCACACAUCCCAACUGCAGGCACUCAUUCGCCGCUCAAAGGUCCCCGCCCUCAUGUCCUAUAUUUCAAACAACUCCAUACCCUCAUCUUUCACAUUCACGCCCGGCGACACGCCACAAAACUUCCGAUGCCCCACACCCCUCCAUCUCGCCGCAAACCUUGAUACACCAGCCGUAGUCACGGCCCUCCUCACAAAAGCUGGAUCUGAUCCAACGGCAGUCAACAACGAAGGCAGAACUCCAUUUGAACUCACCGGCGACCGAGCCACGCGCGAUGCCUUCCGCAUUGCCCGCCACGAUCUCGGCGAGUCAAAAUGGGACUGGGAAGCAGCCAAGGUUCCAUCAGCAGUCUCCAAAGCCGAGGCCGACAGCCGGGCCGAGAAAGAACGCAAAACUACUGAGGAGGAAGAAUCCGCCCGGCGCAAGGCUAGCUUGGAUCGUUUGAAACGCGAGGAGAUUGAAAAGGCGGCACAGCCGAGAACGACUAAAUCUGGUGGUCGUACUGUGGGCGCCGUUGAGAAGUCUCUAGCCGAAAGGAGAGAUGAGGAGACUAGAGGUAUGACGCCUGAGAUGAGGAUGCGGUUGGAGAGAGAGCGCAGAGCGAGGGCUGCGGAGGAGCGCUUCCGGAGAAUUCAAGGUCAAUGA